This is a messenger RNA of Stegodyphus dumicola, 1025 nucleotides long. RefSeq names its product integrator complex subunit 11 (gene IntS11). Gene Ontology annotation, biological process: snRNA processing. The record is from RefSeq and is a predicted model, not a curated record. Gene Ontology annotation, molecular function: RNA endonuclease activity. Gene Ontology annotation, cellular component: nucleus. NCBI's taxonomy places the organism in Eukaryota, Metazoa, Arthropoda, Arachnida, Araneae, Eresidae.
AGGAAGAUUACAGAAGAAUCACCGUGGAUAAGAAAGGUGAAACAAAUUUUUUUACAUCUACUAUGGUAAAAGAUUGCAUGAAGAAGGUUACGACUGUUGGUUUGCACGAAACAGUCCAGGUUGAUGAUGAACUUGAAAUUAAAGCUUACUAUGCUGGUCAUGUACUUGGUGCAGCUAUGUUCCUAAUUAAAGUUGGUUCCCAGUCUGUUGUCUAUACUGGUGAUUUCAAUACGACACCAGAUCGUCAUUUGGGUGCAGCAUGGAUUGACAAAUGUAGACCAGAUUUGCUAAUAACAGAAUCAACAUAUGCAACAACCAUAAGGGACUCCAAAAGAUGUCGUGAAAGAGACUUUUUAACUAAAGUCCACGACUGUGUAGAAAGAGGAGGAAAGGUUCUCAUUCCGGUUUUUGCACUUGGACGUGCACAAGAGAUGUGCAUACUUCUUGAGACGUACUGGGAAAGAAUGAAUCUUAAAAUACCCAUAUAUUUUGCUGUUGGCUUAACUGAAAAAGCCACAACAUUCUAUAAAAUGUUCAUAACAUGGACCAAUCAGAAGAUCAAACAAACUUUUGUUCAUAGGAAUAUGUUCGAUUUCAAACAUAUAAAACCUUUUGAUCGAGCAUAUAUUGAUAAUCCCGGACCAAUGGUGGUGUUUGCUACUCCUGGAAUGUUGCAUUCUGGAUUAUCAGUUCAAAUUUUUAGGAAGUGGGCUCCAAAUGAAAAUAAUAUGCUAAUAAUGCCUGGGUAUUGUGUUGCUGGUACAGUCGGUCAUAAAGUAAUAAGUGGAGCAAAGAAAAUAGAAUUUGAAAAUCGCCAAAUUGUCGAGGUCAAGAUGUCUGUUCAAUACAUGUCUUUCAGUGCCCAUGCAGAUGCUAAAGGAAUAAUGCAACUUAUCCAGCACUGUGAACCAUCCAAAGUUCUCUUAGUACAUGGUGAAGCUUCCAAAAUGGAAUUUUUAAAAAAGAAAAUCACUCAAGAACUUGGUAUGCCCCAGAUUUUGUUUUAUUAGUCUACUGUUUAAACA